ACGCACUCCCUCUGAGAGUGUUGUACUCUGCCUCGUCGAGGUUUCGUUCCACGUUCGAAGCGUUGGUCUCAAAAUCUGGUCGAUCCUUUUCCGGAUUUGAGUCGCAGGAACCCGAAAGCUGAACGUGGGUACGGAAGAAGCAGUUUCAAGGCCUGCGUGAGACGAUGGUUAAGCCAUCGAAAAAUAAGCUCACGAAGCAGCAGAAAUCCAAACAAUACAGGCCGCCGGGUAAAAGGAAGGAAGGAAAUGUAGCCAAGUACACCACUCGUAAUAAGGCUUUGAAUCGUCUGCAAAUCAAACUACCCGAAUUCAGGCGCCUGUGCAUUCUGAAGGGAAUCCAUCCCCGUGAACCGAAGAAGAAAUUUGAGGGACAUAACAAGACUUAUUACCAUGUCAAGGACAUCAACUUUCUCGCCCACGAGCCUCUGUUGGAAAAGGGCAGGGAACUCAAGGUCUAUGACAGGAAAAUCAAGAAGGCUAAAGCCAAGAAAAAUAAAGAACUUGCACAGCGGUUUGACAGGCUGCGACCUGCCUACAGUCUAGAUCAUUUGGUCAAAGAGAGGUACCCGUCGUUUAUCGAUGCUCUUCGGGAUAUGGAUGAUCCUCUAACCAUGCUCCACCUUUUUGCCACGCUGCCGGCAGACAAUGUUCACAAAAUUCCCGUCGAACGAGUCCAAAUCGCUCGAAGGUUGAGUUUGGAAUGGCAAGCUUACAUCACUCGAACCCACUCUUUACGAAAGGUUUUUGUCUCGGUGAAGGGAAUAUACUACCAGGCAGACGUUACUGGUCAAAAGAUAACCUGGCUUACUCCUCAUGUUCUGAGUCAAGUUCUUCCAAAUGAUGUGGAUUUCCGUGUCAUGCUUACCUUCGUGGAGUUCUAUGAGACUUUAGUUGGGUUCGUAAACUUCAAGCUUUAUCACGCCCUGGGCCUCAACUACCCACCAGUCAUCGACGAACGUCUAGAAAAAGCUACUGCAGGAGUAGAAGAGUUGAUGGAGGUUGUGAAUUCCGAGGGAACAAUAGAGGAACAAGAAGACGAGGAGACGAUCAGGUGCAAGACUUUGUUCAAGGACUUCAAAAUCUUUUUAGCCCGUGAGGUUCCUAGGGAUUCUCUCCUGUUCACAAUUCGAGCUUUUGGAGGAACGGUUUCCUGGGAUGGAGAUGGUGCACCUAUUGAGGAGUCCGAUGAAACCAUAACUCAUCAGAUUGUCGACAGACCAACCCAGGGUCAUAAGUUUUUGUCUAGAGAUUAUGUGCAACCUCAGUGGGUGUAUGACUGCUGCAACGCUCGAAUUCUGCUUCCCACUGACGCCUACGUGCUUGGAAGAGUACCUCCUCCACACUUGUCACCGUUUGUGGAUAACGAGGCCGAAGGCUACAUUCCUGAGUAUGGGGAGACUAUCAAGAGGCUGCAGGCUGCAUCAGCUAAACAUGUCCUUCCUCUGCCCGGAGCUGAAGAAGAAAUGGACGAUGUGAACAAAUCCGAGGAAGCAGCUGCCAUUCGUCGUAGUGAAGCAGCAGAGAUUGCCGCGAAGGAACAACAGGCCAUGCUACUGGAAAAAACGUACACCGAGGAGCUCUCGAAGGAAAUUGCAGGAGUGCCUUAUUCGUCUACCCUAGAAGAGCCAGAGGAGAAGGAUGCCAUGUCAGAUGAUGCACAAGAAACAAGGCCGCCGACUAUGACACCUACUGGGGCUGACGACGAAACUGCAACCCUCGCGCAAAUGAUGAUGCCAAAGAAGACGAAAAAGUUGUACGAAGCAAUGCAGAUGGGUCUUGGGAAGAAGAAGGCAAGUGUGGAACUGCUCAAACAAAGAAAGAAAAAGGCAGACGAGAAAAAGUCGGCAAAGUCACAAAGGGCUUGAGCCACAAGAUUCAAUUAUUUUUUGUCAUCUGUCUCGAUAUUUUUCUUUUGUGCUCGCACGAGUCAAAUGUAGGUAGAACCAAUGACUUCAUUCGCCGCGUACUUCUCAUUUUUGGGGGUUUGAAGUAUUUUUCAUGCAGUCUCUAAAUUUUACAAAGACUCUGCAUGUAGGUCAUCUCUUUAUGUAUUAUAUUAAUGCGGUCAGGUCGUCUAGAGGUCGGAGACCACACAAGCUAUUUAGUUUGAAUGAGAGGGAUCUAGGAACUUUAGCUGGAAGAUCUUGAGGCCCUGUAAGAUCUAUACAGGUCGACUCUUCGAGUAUUCUUCAGAACGGACAGGAGGUACCUUCAAUUUACAAAGAACUACUAGAGUUGGGGUUUUAACCGAAUCCUUUGUAAAAGAUCUCUUUCACAGAUUUCUGUGUCGAGUACAAAUUGCCACCGUGCAUUCACAGAAAUAUAGGAUCUUGAAGUGUAUUCUAUGC
This is a messenger RNA of Marchantia polymorpha subsp. ruderalis, 2348 nucleotides long. The record is from the annotation of a GenBank genome assembly. Lineage: Eukaryota; Viridiplantae; Streptophyta; Marchantiopsida; Marchantiales; Marchantiaceae.